CCGCGCCGGCAAGUCCUCGCUUCCACAUCACACAACCGCCGCGGGUCGGCGGCGCCAUCAACCCCUCCACUCCGCCGCCGCGCGCCACCUCGACCUCGCCAUUUUAUGUCGCCCGCCUCCUCCCUCCUCUCCCCGCACGCCCCCCGGCGAAUCCUCCCGCUCCUCCUCCCCCUCCGCCUCUCCUCCUCCUCCUCCGCCGCCUCCGCGCCAAUGCCUCCCCGACGCGACGGUACCAAGCCGCCGCCGCGCAAAUGGAAGCCCAAGGCCACCGACGCCUCCUUCUCCUCGUCCUCCGCCUCCGCCGCGGCCGGGAUCGCCGAGCCCGUCGGGAGGAUGACCCUCGCCUCGCAGGAGCCGCCGCGAGCGGGGGCGGCGCAGAUGUGGGUGCCGAGGGGCUACGCGACCUCCGCGGCGGACGCCCCCGGCGUCGCCUCCGCGUCCACCUCGGCCUCCGCGGCGGUCACGGCGGAGCAGGGCGGUGCUGCGAGUGGGAUGCUCUCGAACCUCUUCAAGGUGGACAACAACACCUUCACCGAGGCCCAGAUCAGGGCCACGUUCUACCCCAAGUUCGAGAACGAGAAGUCCGAUCAAGAGACAAGAACCAGAAUGAUUGAGAUGGUAUCGCACGGCUUAGCAAACCUUGAGGUUACACUCAAGCAUUCUGGGUCACUCUUCAUGUAUGCUGGUCACCAUGGUGGUGCAUAUGCAAAAAACAGCUUUGGGAAUGUAUACACUGCUGUUGGUGUUUUUGUUCUGGGGCGUUUGUUUCGUGAAGCUUGGGGGAAGGAGGCCCCUAAAAUGCAAGCAGAAUUCAAUGAUUUCCUUGAGAGAAACCGUAUAAGCAUUUCAAUGGAACUUGUGACAGCUGUGUUAGGAGACCAUGGGCAAAGGCCUAAGGAUGAUUAUGCUGUGGUUACAGCUGUAACGGAGUUGGGUCAUGGCAAGCCAAAAUUCUAUUCUACUCCGGAGGUGAUCGCAUUUUGUCGGAAAUGGCGCCUUCCUACGAACCAUGUCUGGCUAUUUUCUACAAGGAAAUCGGCCAGUUCAUUCUUUGCUGCUUACGAUGCAUUAUGUGAAGAAGGAACUGCAACACCUGUUUGCAAAGCCCUUGAUGAAAUAGCUGAUAUAUCGGCACCAGGGUCAAAAGAUCAUGUAAAGGUGCAGGGUGAGAUCCUUGAAGGUCUGGUUGCUCGUAUUGUGACUCGUGAAAGUUCAGCUCAAAUGGAAGAAGUUUUGAGAAACUUUCCACAGCCUCCAAUAGACGGCGUUGAUUUAGAUUUGGGACCAAGUUUACGAGAAAUAUGUGCUGCUAAUAGGUCAGAUGAAAAACAGCAAAUUAAAGCACUUCUUGAAAAUGUUGGAGCUUCGAUGUGUCCAGACUUUUCAGAUUGGUUUGGACAUAGUGGACUUGAUGCUCAGUCGAAAAGUACUGAUAAAUCAGUUGUCCCUAAAUUUUUGCAAGCACAUCCUACAGACUAUGCAACUAAGAAACUGCAGGAGAUGAUUCGCUUGAUGAAGCAGAGGCACUUCUCAGCAGCUUUCAAAUGUUACCUGAACUACCACAAAACUGAUUCUCUUUCAAAUGACAACUUGUGUUACAGGAUGGUUGUACAUGUGCAUCACGAUUCUGUUUUUAAACGUUAUCAGCAAGAGAUGAGGAAAAACAAAGGGUUGUGGCCUCUAUAUAGAGGUUUCUUUGUUGAUGUAAACCUGUUCAAGGCGACGAAUAAGAAGGCAGCUGAACUUGCCAAAAAUGGCGAUGCUUUACUGAAAAAUAUCAACGGUGCCAUGGACUCAAGUUCUUCAACUGUGGAUGGUCUGGCUGAUGAGGAUUCAAAUCUAAUGGUUAAGCUUAAAUUCUUGACAUAUAAGUUAAGGACAUUUUUAAUUCGUAAUGGCCUGUCUACCCUUUUCAAAGAUGGACCGUUAGCUUAUAGAACUUAUUACUUAAGGCAAAUGAAGAUUUGGGGAACAUCACCAAGCAAACAGACAGAGCUUAGCAGAAUGUUGGAUGAAUGGGCUGUCUACAUUAGAAGGAAGUAUGGGAAUAAGCCACUGUCAUCCUCAACAUAUCUUAGUGAAGCAGAGCCUUUCCUUGAACAAUACGCUAAACGCAGCCCUUCAAACCAAGCUUUGAUUGGGGCUGCUGGUAACCUAGUGCAGACAGAAAAUUUCUUGGCCAUACUUGAUGCAGAGAAAGAUGAAGAGGGUGAUCUUCGGGCAGAACAUGGGGCAGCACCUUCUAGUCCUGCAUCAACGUCUGCUGAUGUGGUUCCCAAAACAGAGGGCCUUAUUGUCUUCUUCCCGGGUAUACCUGGUUGUGCAAAGUCAGCUCUAUGUAAGGAAAUAUUAGACACACCUGGUGGCCUGGGUGAUAAUCGUCCUCUCCAUAGCUUGAUGGGUGAUCUUAUUAAAGGAAGAUACUGGCAAAAGGUUGCUGAUGAGCGAAGAAAGAAACCGGCUAGAAUAACCCUUGCUGACAAAAAUGCACCAAACGAAGAAGUGUGGAGGCAGAUUGAGGACAUGUGUGGGAGCACAAAGGCAGCCGCUGUUCCUGUGGUUCCAGACUCUGAAGGCACAGAUUCAAAUCCAUUUUCUCUUGAUGCUCUUGCUGUUUUCAUGUUUCGUGUCCUCCAGCGGGUCAAUCAUCCGGGAAAUCUGGAUAAGGCAUCACCCAACGCGGGCUAUGUUUUGCUAAUGUUUUACCACCUAUAUGAUGGCAAGAGUCGAAGAGAAUUUGAAAAUGAACUGUAUGAGCGUUUUGGCUCCCUGGUUAAGAUGCCUCUCCUUAAGCCAGAUAGAGCUCCAUUACCUGGUGCUGUGAAAGCGGUGUUAGAUGAGGGGAUUAGCUUGUUCAGACUGCAUCAGAGCAGGCAUGGAAGAGUGGAUCCAUCAAAAGGUUCAUAUGCUAAAGAAUGGACACAGUGGGAGCAGAGGUUGCGUGUGACCUUGUUUGGGAAUGCUGAUUAUAUUAAUGCCAUUCAGGUUCCGUUUGAGUUUGCUGUGAAAGAAGUACUGGAACAGUUAAAAGCUGUUGCAAAAGGUGAUAUCAAAACACCUGAUACUGGGAAGCGGAAGUUUGGAAAUAUCAUCUUUGCUGCUGUUAGAUUAACCCCAGCUGAUAUAGUGGGCCUUCUCCGUAAGGUGUCAGAGAAGGACACUGCCGUAAACACUUUCCUCAACGAGAUAAAACUGGAGGACAGCCUAACCAAGGCCCACGUCACCCUCGCCCACAAACGAGGCCAUGGUGUGGCUGCAGUCGCGAGCUACGGAGUCUACCAGCACCAGGAGGUCCCCGUGUCGUUUAACGCCUUGUACUACACCGACAAGAUGGCCGCCCUGGAGGCGCAGCUCGGGGCCGUGAACGGCGAGCAGAUCGAGUCCAGGAACGAGUGGCCGCACGCCACCCUGUGGACGGCUGCAGGCGUCGCGCCCAAGGAGGCCAACACGCUGCCGCAGCUGGCCGCGGAAGGAAAAGCGACGCGGGUGCCGAUCGAGCCUCCCAUCACCAUAUCUGGUGUGUUGGACUUCUACUGAUUUGCCCGCCCGGGUUUUAGACUCUGUAGGUGCGGAUGUGAACAAUGGGAGAUAUGAUCGUUAGCUUCUGGUGGCCUUACACAGUUACACGUUAGCAGCUGAUCGUGGCAAUAAUUAGCAUGUAAAUUGGCAUUAGUCUCACGCCACAAUUGUGAGGGCUUAUAGGAUCGAACCCUUUUGUUUUCCCCCUCGAGCCGAUCCCUGGGGCGUUAUAAAUAACAUGCCGUGGCUACGGUCGCUUUUCCACGAU
Setaria italica (foxtail millet) is the source of this 3787-nucleotide messenger RNA. RefSeq names its product tRNA ligase 1. The coding region runs from base 106 to 3537 and encodes 1143 amino acids. Gene Ontology annotation, molecular function: RNA ligase (ATP) activity. Gene Ontology annotation, biological process: tRNA splicing, via endonucleolytic cleavage and ligation. The transcript has 27 exons. The record is from RefSeq and is a predicted model, not a curated record. NCBI's taxonomy places the organism in Eukaryota, Viridiplantae, Streptophyta, Magnoliopsida, Poales, Poaceae.